Diorhabda carinulata is the source of this 1328-nucleotide messenger RNA. RefSeq lists its product as uncharacterized. The transcript has 9 exons. The record is from RefSeq and is a predicted model, not a curated record. Lineage: Eukaryota; Metazoa; Arthropoda; Insecta; Coleoptera; Chrysomelidae. The coding region runs from base 45 to 1328 and encodes 427 amino acids.
GUUUAUGACUAGAUACAAUGUUUAUUUAGAGAUAUGUCAUUGUUAUGUAUCUAAAAAUCUUGACAAUAUGGUUAUGUAUGUCAAACGCCGAUGUCUUUUAUAACUUAAGAGAAGAUAAUAGAUCUUUUGGUUACGAAGCUGAACCUCUUUAUAACAUCCAUACGUGGAUUAAAGAGCUGCAUCUUCAAACAUGCGUUUUGGUUGCUAUCGGUUUAAAAUAUUUCGCAUUAUUUGUCGAAAAUACCAAUGAAUCUAAUUAUACUUUGAAAUCUACGAAAAUUUUUUUGGGAAUAUGUCAUCAAACAAUUUUGGAACAAUGGGAUUUUUGUUCGAAAGAUUUAGCUAUAAAAAGGAAAAGGAAAUGCAGUUUUAAGUUAAAAGAUGGCGUUUACGAAGGUCGAGUUCACAGAAGAUUCUGCGAUUUUAACAUCAUGGUUCAAAAUAAGGAUUGCAGUUGCACGUCUUUCAUUUUAGAAAAAGAAUCAUUCAAAGUAAUAGGUUUCCCAACAUGCUAUUUCUCUCCUUUACCCCAUAGUUUGUGUAAAUAUAAUGUAUGCGGUUUAUCCAAAUGCAGAACGUUCACAAUUGAAAAUCUGCAGUCUGUUGAAUGCGAUCCCGACUGUAUAGAAGGAGGCCAGUUUUGCGAAGGGCCAUCAUUCAGAUCCUCCUCUCCCCCAAAGAUCCACUCUCAGUGGUCGAAAUGGAGUCAUCUGAAAACGGACGUUGCAGACAACAGUGAAUCACGACCCAACGAAUCUUUGGAUACACCGUAUAGGAGCAAAAAACAUCGCUUGGUUGCUACAUGCAUAAAUAAGUAUAAGAAUAAACCAGAUUUAGACUGUUUGGGACCUGGAACUGGAUGCUGUGCGCCACAUUUUGUUAAUUGUACAUGCAGAACUUAUGGAGAAAACCAGAGUCUCAAAGUUGAAAAGAUUUAUUAUGAAACUAUAGAUCGAAGAUCUAGUUCAAAUAUAUAUGAGAAAAGGCGUUCGGAUAGAUUUCUGAGAGAUACUGAAGAUGAUAGUGACGAUGAUGACGAUAACGAAGAUUUAAACGAAGAUAUAGUACUCGAAGAGGAUACCACUGAAAAUGUAGUAACAACAGAAAUUUUGGAAAAAGAAGAAUUAGACGAAGAGAUUGAGAACGAUUUAAAAGAAGAAUUAAAAGCUAUAAGUAAAAAUAAUACUGAAACUUAUACUGAUAAAAGUUUUAAAUCAAUAACUAUGAUAAAUACUUUUGUACUAUUAUCAUUUAUUAUAAAUGUCAUCAUAAAUAUCUAUAAGAUGGCAGUUCUAGCGAAGGAAUCAAAUAUCAAUAAUAAUUUAUAA